AUGGCCACCACCAGCUCACUGCCAGAGCUGCACGACCUGCGCAGGUCCCUCCUCGCAACACUAGAACAAGUCGACCGCGCAAUCGCCGGAUCUCCGCCAGCACCACCAUGUCACCUCCGUCGCCUGCCACUUGAGCUUCGCGAGAAGAUCUACGCCUUGGCCAUGUUCCCGCAACCACAGGGGCAACGCCUGCUCGCCAUCAAUGAAGCUCACCCAGAACUCGCGGACACCACAGUGACCGACCACCACGGCUACGAAGUCUCGUCCUACAACGCAGAACGAUACCACCCACCACCUCUCCUCCAAGUCUGCCGCCAGAUCCGCGCCGAAGCCAGCAAAGUCUUCUACAGCAAGGUCAUCUUCUGGAAGCACUCUUCCUGCUCCUCAGCUCAGAUUGACAUAUCAUUCUUCCGAGGCUUUCUGAGACGCCUCGCCACCGAAAACCGGGAAUUGGUCAAGAACAUUCGACUCGAGCGUGUUGAAUUCUUGGGCAACACUCCGAAGCCAUUCAGUCUCUCUGAGGCCCGCGACGCAUUCCUGCAGCGUCCAGAGUACAUUGGCGAUCAGCUGGAGUUCGCUUGCAAGGAUGAUGGGGUGCGUGGUGGAUGGCGCUACCAGAAGGCUCGUGAUCUUGCUCGGUGA
Messenger RNA from Fulvia fulva, 642 nucleotides. RefSeq lists its product as uncharacterized. NCBI's taxonomy places the organism in Eukaryota, Fungi, Ascomycota, Dothideomycetes, Mycosphaerellales, Mycosphaerellaceae. The coding region runs from base 1 to 642 and encodes 213 amino acids. The record is from RefSeq and is a predicted model, not a curated record. The transcript has 2 exons.